AUGGCCGCCACGCGUGCUCGCAAGGAUCCACUUCGCCGAAUCGGUAAUGGCAACGCUGUCGCCGGCGGUCUUGACAUGACGCGCGUCGGCAUCCUUAGCGACCGCGAACUCGCGUUUUUCCAUCGUCUUGCCUACGCCGGGUCACAGGCCGCGGAGCAGCAGCAGCGCGACGCCCGGAAGCAGGAAGAAGACCGUCGGCGCGAGCUGUCCAAGGCUCGAGCGGCUGGCUGGCCCAACACGAUCGAGGCACGCCAUGAUCGAUUUCUCCAGGCGCAGCAAGACGCCAAGGAUGCCACAGAGGCUCGUCAGAGAGUGCUGGACGAGCUCUACGCCGAACAACUCAAGGAGGAGCACAAAGCUAUCAUUGCGCGCCAAGAACUGGAAGCGCUCAAGGAAGACCCGCGCGGACGCCAUCUGCGCUCGAUGAAAAUGCUUCACGAAGCACUCAAGGGUCGCGAGGAGCAGGUCGCCUACAAGCAAAUGCUCAAGCGCGAGGAGGAGGAGCAAGACGCGAACUUUCAGCGCGAGUGCCAGCUGCAGCUGUGGGGCGAUCAGGCCGAGAAGCUGCACAAGAAGCUCGAAACACGCCAACGCAACAUGGAAGAAAAGAACGCCAAUUUAGAAAUUGUACUCUACCAAAUCAAUCAACGACGAGAGGAGCGGGCGGCUCAGCUGCAGGACCGCAAGCGCGUCGAUCAAGAGGCCGCCGAGGAGCGCGCCGAGCAGCUGGAAGAAGAAGCGCAGCGUCGGGCACGAGAUGUUGAGAACGGCGCCUACAACGAGGCGCACAGGCGCGCCGCACUGACCAAAUCGCAGAAGCUGCGGACUCGUGUGACCGAAAAUGCUAAGGACGAGGCUGCACUGCGGGCCGAGGAGGAGAAGGUGGAUAGCCUCAAGCGCUGGGUUCUCGAACACCAGGAGAAGAAGCAGGCGGCGUUCGAAGAGCGCAAGAAGGCAGGCUUGCAGCGGUACCUGGACGAGGCAAGGCCGGAGAACCUGCCAAUCUAUCGCACCCAGGAUGUGUUUGAGCAGAAGGGGCAGAGCUUCCUGCAGAGGCUGUACGACAGUGACGCGAAUCAGAAGGAGAAGCAGCACAUCCACCGCCUCGAGAUGGAGAAGGAGCGGCUAGAGUUAGAGGAACAGAAGGCUGCAGAGGCACGCGGUGAUGUUGGUAGCGGCGACGGCGUCAACGGGGAAAGCUUGCGACGCCACGGCGCUGCCACGACUGCGGCCGGCUUCCUGAACAAGGCCGAGGAAAAAGCGUACAUGGAGGAGAUGCGUCGCUACCCGGAGCAGCUGAGGGCAAAGGAGGCCGAGGAAGCCGCCGCCCGUCGCGCCGAGGCGUUGCGCAUAGAGCGCAUUCAGAAGCUGCAGGCCGCCGAGAAGCGCGAGAACGUGCACCGCGCUGUUGAGGCACGUCGUUUCGAGUUUCAGCAGCAGCAGGCCCAGCAGGAGGCGGACGAUGCACGGUAUCGGGCCUACAUCGACUCCGUGGUACCGGCAGACAUGGACCCCUUCCUGUAUCGCAAAGCCACUCAGCUGCAGUGA
Leishmania braziliensis MHOM/BR/75/M2904 is the source of this 1548-nucleotide messenger RNA. RefSeq lists its product as hypothetical. Bases 1 to 1548 code for a protein of 515 amino acids. The record is from RefSeq and is a predicted model, not a curated record. Lineage: Eukaryota; Euglenozoa; Kinetoplastea; Trypanosomatida; Trypanosomatidae. The transcript has a single exon.